AUGCAGGCUAACAGGGAGCGGAUGACGCAGAUCAUGUUUGAGGUCUUCUACGUCCCUGCCCUGUACGUGGCCACCCAAGCGGUCCUGGCCCUUUAUGCAUCCGGAAGAACCACCGGGAUUGUGUGUGACAGCGGCGACGGCGUCACGCACGUGGUUCCGAUUUACGAGGGCUUCCUCAUUCCCCAUGCUGUUGGGCGAGUCAACUUCGCUGGCAGAGACCUCACGGAGUACUUGAUGAAGCUCGUUCAGGCAGCAGGAACCUCGCUUUCCACGACAGCCGAGCGAGAGAUUGCUCGAGUGGUCAAGGAACAGUGCUGCUACGUGGCUGAGAACUUCGAAGAUGAGAUGAAGAAGGCUGAAAGCUCCGGCGCCUGCGAGCUGCUGCACGAGCUGCCAGACGGCAACGAGCUGCGGAUGAACAGCGAGCGCUUCAGAUGCCCGGAGUCGAUGUUCGACCCCGCACUCAUCGGACUGCCCGAGGCAGAGGGCAUCCACAAGCAGGUGUACCAUGCCAUCAUGAGGGUCGACCUCGACAUCCGGCGAGAGCUGUUUGCGAACAUAGUUGUGUCCGGUGGGUCAACCUGCUUCCCAGGCUUUGCGCGACGGCUGCAGAGUGAGCUGGCGGAGCUGACGCCGAACACUGUGCGGAUUCGCGUUCUAGCACCCGAUGACCGUCACUACUCUGUAUUUAUCGGAGGCUCCAUGCUCGCAGACCUGGACUUGUUCACGGAAAUGUGCGUGGCAAGAACCGAGUAUUUGGAGCACGGGCCCACCAUUAUCCACAAGAAAUGCUUCUGA
Molecule: messenger RNA, 798 nt
Organism: Effrenium voratum
Lineage: Eukaryota; Dinophyceae; Suessiales; Symbiodiniaceae
Source: the annotation of a GenBank genome assembly